AUGAGCUGCAACGGAUGUCGGGUUCUGCGCAAAGGGUGCGAAGACGAUUGCAUCCUCCGCCCAUGUUUAAGUUGGAUCACAUCGUCGGAAUCACAAGCCAAUGCCACCCUUUUUCUUGCAAAAUUCUAUGGACGCACUGGUCUUCUUAACCUAAUCAGCGCCGGCCCACGCCACCUCCGCCCCGAAAUAUUUAAGUCACUACUUCAUGAGGCUUGUGGUAGAAUUAUGAACCCAACAUAUGGUUCAGUGGGGUUGAUGUGGUCCGGGAACUGGGAGCAGUGUCAAGCAGCGGUUGACUCUGUGCUUCAAGGCUCUACAAUCAAGCAAUUCACAACCAAUAACAACCAUGAUACUGCUGCUGUUAUGCCUCUUGAGGGUUGUGAUAUACGACAUCUCUCUAAGGUCCCAGACGCUGAGUGCCACCGUGUGAAGAUCCGCAACAAGUUUAAAAGGCCCCCUGGUAGUUUUGGUUCUGGUUCUGGUUCGGCUUUCCAGCAAGUAACUUCCACCAACUGUCGUGCUGAACCCGCUAAGUGCAAAAACACGGGGAGGAAUUGGAAAGAGCCGAAGGGAACCCGGGCUAUUAGCCAUAAGUCAUUAUCUGUUGAGACUGUGGAGGUUGAUGAUAACGGAAGUGGGAAGGUUCUCUUGGACUUGACUCUCGGAUAA
This is a messenger RNA of Helianthus annuus (common sunflower), 669 nucleotides long. RefSeq names its product LOB domain-containing protein 41. Lineage: Eukaryota; Viridiplantae; Streptophyta; Magnoliopsida; Asterales; Asteraceae. Bases 1 to 669 code for a protein of 222 amino acids. The transcript has 3 exons. Gene Ontology annotation, biological process: regulation of gene expression. The record is from RefSeq and is a predicted model, not a curated record.